GUUUCUAAAAAUGCCGUUUUCCGUUAACGGCAUCCUUUGCACGCUCGCGCUCCUGGUCAUGUGGCGGCCGGAGGAGCUCGCGGAGGCGUGCAGCUGCGCCCCGGUGCAUCCGCAACAGGCGUUCUGCAACGCCGACGUAGUGAUUCGAGCAAAGGUGGUGGGAGAAAAAGAGGUGGUUUCUGGGAAUGAUAUCUAUGGGAACCCCAUCAAGAGGAUCCAGUAUGAGGUCAAACAGAUCAAGAUGUUCAAGGGGCCUAGCCAGGACAUCGAGGCGAUCUUCACUGCUCCUGUGUCUGCUGUCUGUGGUGUUACCCUGGAUGCCAGCGGCAAGAAGGAGUACCUGAUCUCAGGCAAGGCCGAAGCCGCCGGGAGCAUGCAUGUGCACCUGUGUGACUACAUCAUGCCCUGGGACUCCUUGAGCAACACCCAGAAGAAGGGUCUUAGCCAGCGCUACCAGAUGGGCUGUGACUGCAAGAUUGUGCGCUGCCCCUCUUUGCCCUGUGAGAUCUCCGCUCCAGAGGAGUGUCUGUGGACUGACCUGAUGAUCGAGAAGCAGGUGCACGGGCGCCAGGCCAACCACUACGCCUGCAUCAAGAGGGCGGACAACUCCUGCUCCUGGUACCGCGGCGUCUCAUCGCCCAAGAAGGAGUUCCUGGAUGGCGAGGAGCCUUAAUCGCGUGGCACACUUGGCGCAAUGUAAACGACUCAAUUGAAAUUUUAGAUAACAACAUCAGGCAAAAGUGAUUUUUGAUAAAAAAGGCAAAGCUAAUGUGACUGAAUUUACCAGCUGUUCUGAGAACAAUCUUUAGCCUCUCUUUGUUGUCAGUGAAAGCAGCGCAAAGCCACUUUCAACCUCAUCAGCAUUGCUCAACAUUAACUGACUCUGAAGAGGCUCAGAGGUUGUUCUCAGUCACAGCGCAUGUAAAAAUAAAUUUUGCAUCAUGAGACAUAGACUGGUCAAGUGAUGAUAUAACUUCCUCCUGAGGCUGGCGUCAGGAGGAAUAUAUAAAUCCUCGGUGAGACAGAGCACUUCCUGCCCCGCAAAGCUUCCUUACAGCUCUGCUCUCCAACUCCACCAAUCAACCCCCGAUCAACGGACGAUCAUUUCGUUAGCCCUUGUGUUCCUACUUUUAUUACCUCAUUCUCCAUUUUAUUCCAAAGCCAAAUUCCAAGUUGCCUUUUUUUUAAGAUGAUUGUCUCCCUUUUUCUGAACACUUUUAGUUAUUACUUCUCUCCUCUUCUCUGCUGGGAGCUGUUUGGCCACUGGUGACGUCAGACGCCCACAACAACACCCUUAACCGCUUUCUCAAAAAAUAAAAAGAACAUGAGUCAUCUCGCAUGGCUGAUCUUCUCCGGUUUUGUUAGGCGAAAACCUUUUUCUUGUUGUGGUUUUUCUAACUGGAGCUUGUGAUUGUCACAGGCCUCACUGGACCAGUCUAUGCAGUGGAAAGACGAGCGCUCUAAAUUUAAACCUGCGCAUGAGGUCAAACAACACAGAAACAAAUCCGAAACAUCCAAAAUGUCUCCUCCUCCUCCUCCUCUUCCUCCUCGUCUCAUCUUCAUGCCUCUCCCUCUUUACCCCUCACUAUGUAGCUGUACAGUACCUAUGCAUAUACUUUUGUUGUUACUUGAUAAUUAUUAUUUACUGCAUUAGAACUAGAUUUGCACUUUUUGAGGAUGAGUUCCAGUAAAGACAGGAGCCUGAACACUUUGACGUGACAGUUACUAUCGUUCGCCCAGACCGACAGAUCCACCUCAGGUGCAGAUUUCACCUGUUUUGAGUGCUUUUGGUGGUCCAUAUUCACUAACACAAGCUUAUUCUUGCUAUCUUUGUCAUAACAGGUAAAAUAGUAUUUGCAGUGAAAGGAAAAACACGAGAAGUUUGGAUAUAAGGGAUCUUUUUGCAGAUUUUAUGUGUGAAAGGGAAACAAAAAGAGCUUGUGGGAUGUUAUUUCAGUGUCUUUGUAUUGUCUGUUGAUUGUAAAUGCAAGCAGCAGUUUCAUGAUUUGCCAAUAUAUUCUUAUAGACGGUUCAUUUCAUGAGUGAUAAGGACUUUUACAUGCUUAACGUUAGCUUCGACUCAUUUUUCCUGCGCCUUCCAGUUAUUAAUGAAAGCUUUAUCGCUGUCAUAGAAAGCAAGUUACUCAAUCGAAGUUUACAGUGCUGUUUUAUACACCUCAAGCUACAUUAACAAAAAAAUAUAUAUAUGAUGGAGUAUUAGAGGCAUAAUUUAAAAGUAAACUCUUUCCAUUUUCCAUUACUUUGUAUUUUUUCAGUGUUAUUAUUAUACCUGUCAUGAUUUUUGUGUGUUUUCGCUGUCUUUGUCAACGAUGUCUUUAGCUGUAGUGUGGAGCUGAGAAGGUCCUCUUGCGCUGGAGUAACGUGAGAGUGAGAGAGAGAGAUAAAUCCUUUUUGGAGAGGCGUGGAGAAAUGAGAAAUGGGUAACUUGUGUGAAUAGAGGACUGUGCAUGUGUUUGAUGCUUGAUGUAAGUCCGGGCGAAGGACAAAAUAUUCAGUAUUAUCAAAUAAAAACCACACGUUUGAAAGAACAAA
Molecule: messenger RNA, 2553 nt
Organism: Scatophagus argus
Lineage: Eukaryota; Metazoa; Chordata; Actinopteri; Scatophagidae
Gene: timp2a
Product: TIMP metallopeptidase inhibitor 2a
Exons: 5
Coding region: 11-673 (220 amino acids)
Biological process (GO): negative regulation of membrane protein ectodomain proteolysis; negative regulation of endopeptidase activity
Cellular component (GO): extracellular matrix
Molecular function (GO): protease binding; metalloendopeptidase inhibitor activity
Source: RefSeq, a predicted model, not a curated record